AUGAGGACAAUGGCUUCGGACAGAGGUACAGGGAGGACGGCGCUGACCGCCCUGCGGAGGUCCGGGAGUAAGAGGACGCUGCUGCUGCUCUACGUGGCGCUGGAGCUGAUCGCUGUGCACUCGUCCGCGGUCCUGGGCACCCUGGAGCUGCAGCUGGACGAGGAGCAGCCGGCGGGCACCAUCGUGGGCGACAUCAGCGCCGGCCUGCCGCCGGGGGUCACCGCCUCGCUCUUCUUCAUCUCCGACCACGAGGGCACGGGCGUGGGCAGCGACCUGCACAUCGACGAGACCACCGGCAUCAUCAAGACCGCCAAGGUGCUGGACCGGGAGGUGAGGGACCGCUACAACUUCAUCGCCGUCACCAUGACGGGCGUGACGGUGGAGGUGACCAUCGUCGUGAACGACAUCAACGACCACACGCCCACCUUCCCCAGGAAGAGGGCCACCUUCACCAUCCCGGAGCAGACGGCCGUUGGGACCAGGUUCUCCCUGGAUCCAGCCUCCGACGCAGACAGAGACCAGCUGACCACGCAGGGCUACCUGAUCAAGGACGGGAACGUGGACCAUGCUUUCCUCCUCGAGACCCGGAGGGGAAACAACAAAGUGCUCUACCUGGAUUUGGUGGUCAAUGCCAUCCUGGACAGAGAGAAGAGGUCGUCCUACACCUUGCUCCUGGAAGCCUUUGACGGCGGCUCCCCCAAGAAGACUGGACAGAUGAUCCUGGACGUGACCAUUCAGGACGUCAACGACAACGCGCCCGUCUUCAAUCAGAGUCGCUACCACGCCACUAUCUCGGAGAACCUGCAGCCCGGCAGCAACAUCCUGCAGGUGUUCGCGUCGGAUAUGGACCAGGGCGCAAACGGACAGGUGCUGUACGAGAUCAACAGGAGGCAGAGCGACCCAGAGCACUACUUUGUCAUCGACCCCCACUCGGGCGUCAUCACUCUCAACAAGCCCCUGGACUACGAGAUGCGGAAGGUUCACGAGCUGGUGGUGCAGGCGCGGGACAACGCCAGCCACCCGGAGGUCACCAACGCCUUCGUCACGAUCCAGGUGCGCGACUACAACGACAACCAGCCCACCAUGACCAUCAUCUUCCUCAGCGAGGACGGCUCGCCCCGGAUCUCCGAGGGGGCCCAGCCCGGCCAGUACGUGGCCCGCAUCUCCGUCACCGACCCCGACUACGGCGAGUACGCCAACGUCAACGUGUCGCUGGAGGGCGGAGACGGCAAGUUCGCCCUCACCACCAAGGACAACAUCAUCUACCUCAUCUGCGUGGACCAGAUCCUGGACCGCGAGGAGCGGGACUCGUACGAGCUGCACGUGAUGGCCACCGACUCCGGCACCCCGCCCCUCAGGGCCGAGUCCUCCUUCACCAUCCAGGUGACCGACGUCAACGACAACCCGCCCGUCUUCGACCGGCCGGAGUACCGGCAGGCCGUCCCGGAGGCGGUGCAGGCCGGCAGCUUCGUGCUCCAGGUCACGGCCCGGGACAAAGACCAGGGCCCCAACGGCGACAUCCGCUACAGCCUCCUGCAGGACCGCGGGACUCACUCUGACUGGUUCGCCGUGGACCCCCUGACGGGGAUAAUCACCACGUCUGCGCGGCUGGAUUACGAGACGGACCCCAGGCCCAGCGUGACCGUGGUGGCUUCAGACGGGGGGCGCCCUCCCCUCUCCUCCACCGCCGUGGUCCACGUCCUCUUGCAGGAUAUAAACGACAAUGAGCCUGUUUUCGGGAGCAACUUCUACAACGUGACCAUCAAGGAGAACGCGCCUGCCGGGACGUGCUUCCUCCAGGUGACGGCGACCGACGCGGAUGGCGGCUCUUUCGGAACUCUGACGUACUCCAUGGGCUCGGGCAUCAGCGGCACCCCCCCCUCCCAGUUCACCGUCGACAGGGAGACGGGUCAGAUCUGCACCUCCGAGGGGCUGGACCGAGACCAGGGCCCGCCCAGCUACGACUUCACCAUCACCGCCGUGGAUGGGGGUGGUCUGAGCUCCGUGGCCUAUGUGAAGGUCUCCCUGCAGGACAUCAACGACAACGCGCCCAGCUUCUACCCGCUGCAGUACGCCGUCAGCCUGAGUGCCCAGAGCCCGCCCGGGGCCUCCGUCGUCAAGGUGACGGCCCACGACCCCGACGUGGGGAAGAACGGCAGGGUGACGUAUCGCGUUGUUCCGGGGAGCGGCUCCAGCUACUUCACCCUGAACAAAGACACAGGCGUGGUCUCCCUGUCGCGCUCUCUCCACGGGAAGGCGAACUCCGUCAUCGCCCUGGUGAUCUCGGCCCAGGACGGGGGCGGGCUGGCGGCCCCGGUGAACGCGCGGGUGAACAUCAGCGUGGUGGCGGGCUCCGUGGCGCCCCCCGUGUUCGAGCAGGCGCAGUACUUCUUCACCGUGUCCGAGGACGUCCUGCGCGGCACCCACGUGGGCGUGGUCAGGGCCAGCAGCAGGAGCGGGGCCUCUAAGGACAUCACCUACGCCAUCUACUCCGGGGACCCGGACGGGUGCUUCACGGUGGACCCCGAGACGGGCGCCCUGCGGACCAGCCUGCCCCUGGACCACGAGGCGCGCCCCGCCCUGGAGCUGGAGGUGCAGGCGCGGUCGGGCUCCCCCCCGGCGUUCGGCCGCGCGCGCGUCCGCGUCACCGUGUCCGACGUCAACGACAACGCCCCCGCCUUCCUGCCCUCCUCCUCCGAGUCCCUCCUGCUGCCCGAGGCCACCGCCAUGGGGGCGGUGGUGUACCGCGCCCGGGCGGAGGACCGCGACUCCGGGCCCAACGGGCGGCUGAGCUUCGACCUGCUGGCGGACGGGGCGGGGCCGCGGCCCUUCGCGGUGGACCGGGCGAGCGGGGAGCUGCGCCUGACGGGGGCGCUCUCGUACGAGCGGGCUCCGCGGUACGACCUGCUGCUGAGGGCGCGGGACGGAGGGGCGCCCCAGCUCAGCGCCACGCUCACGCUGGCCGUGCACGUGCAGGCGCGCGACGCGCUGGGCCCCGCCUUCGACACGCACGCGUACCGGGCGGAGCUGCGCGAGGACACGCCCCUGGGCGCGCGCUUCCUGCAGGUGCGGGCGCUGAGCCGCGAGGCGGGCGGGGCCGGCGGGGGGCCGCUGGAGUACCACCUGCGGCCGGACGGGGACGCGGCGGGGUUCGGCGUGGCCCCGGAGAGCGGCUGGCUGUUCGUGAAGAGCGCCCUGGACCGCGAGGCCAAGGACCUGUACCUGCUGACGGUGCUGGUGACCUCCGGCAGCGGGGCGCUCAGGAGGACGGGCAGCGCCUCCGUCAGGGUCUCGGUCACGGACGUGAACGACAACGCGCCGCGCCUCUCUCAGGAGCGCGUCUUCCUGGCCGUGCGGGAGAACCGCCCCCCGGGGAGCGGCUUCGGCAGGGUCUCUGCCUCCGACCGCGACGCAGGGCCCAACGCCCAGCUCACCUACCGCCUCCUACACCCCGACAAACACUUCCACAUCAACGCACACACAGGGGAGAUCAGCACCAGGCUGGCCCUGAACAGGGAGCAGCAGUCGGGGUACCAGCUGGUGGUGGUGGUGCAGGACGGGGGCACGCCCUCCCGCAGUGCCACGGGCACCGCCCACAUCACCGUGCUGGACGAGAACGACAACGCCCCCACCUUCACCCACAGCCAGGCGGGGAGGGAGCUGCUCCUGCAGGUGAUGGAGGGCCAGCAAGCCGGCUCUGUGCUGGGGACAGUGCAGGCAAAAGACCCGGACGAGGGAGAGAACGGAACCGUCUUCUACUCCCUGUCAGGUCCCAGGGCUGAGCGUUUCUCCCUGAGCCCCAGUACAGGAGAGCUGUGCUCGUCCUCCCCCCUGCUCCACUCAGAGAGAGCUGAGUACUCCUUCACUGUGACCGCCACCGACCACGGCCUGCCGCCCCAAAGCUCCUCAACCUCCCUGCGCAUCCAGGUGCUCAGCUCGAGCAAGUCUACUCCAAAACCCAAUUCUAUAUCCAUGAAAAUCAACUCAGAGGAGGGCGCCAAACCGGGCUCCGUGAUUGGCUCCGUCAUGUCACCUGACAAGCAGCGGGCGCCCGAGGCAGGUCAGGUGACCUACGUGGUGGUGGGAGGCACGGACCGGGACGGGACGUUCAUGGUGGACCGCCUGACGGGGGACGUGUACCUGGCGCGGGAGCUGGACUACGAGCAGGGCGCGCGCUACACCCUGCACAUCGAAGUGGACGACUUCUCCACCGCCUACCCCAGCAGCCACCUGGUGCAGCUGGACAUCGAGGUGCAGGACGGCAACGACCACUCGCCCACGUUCCCCGAGGACCCCGUCACCAUCGUGGUCCCGGAGAACAUGGAGCCCGGCUCCUCGGUCUACACCUUCCAGGCGGAGGACCUGGACGGGAGCGGGCCCAACAGCGAGGUCCGCUACUCCAUCCAGCACCGCUGGCCCGACGCCCCCGACCUGCUGCUCCUGGACCCCGUCACCGGGGUCCUGACCCUGGGCGGGGUGCUGGACCACGAGGCCGCCUCCUCCCUCCUCCUGGUGGUGCGGGCCACGGACUCCGCCCUGGACCCCGCCCAGCGGCGCUGGGGCUCGGUGACGGCGCGCGUGUUCGUGACGGACGAGAACGACAACGCACCCGUCUUCAGCUCGCCCGCGGCCGUCAGCGCCAUGGAGGACCAGCCGCCGGGCUUCGUGGCGCUGUACGUCAUGGCGCGGGACGCCGACCGCGGGGAGAACGGCCGCGUCUCCUACCGCAUCCUGGCCGGGAACGCCGGGGGGACGUUCAGCCUCAACCCCGACACCGGUUCUCUGUCCAUCCUCAAGCCCAUGGACCGCGAGCAGCAGGAGCUGUACAACCUCACCGUCGUCGCCGAGGAUCACGGGACGCCGCGGCGGUCCGCCACGCAGCUGCUGACGGUGCAGGUGAUCGACGUGAACGACGAAGCCCCGCGGUUCCAGCAGACCGAGUUCCAGGCCGAGAUCUUGGAGAACCAGCCGCCAGGAUCCCCAGUGCUGACCGUGUCUGCCUCCGAUCCGGACCAAGGGACCAACGGCCUGGUCACCUACGGAGGCAUAGCAGAGAAGGGCUUCGUCAUCGAUCCGGUGACGGGCAUCAUAUCGGCCACCCGCCCCCUGGACAGGGAGCUGCAGGACCACUACACUGUUACAGUGUACGCCAAAGAUGGCGGCCUGCCGCCGAACUUCGCCAAGGCGACGGUGAGGAUCGCGGUGCUGGACGAGAACGACAACGCCCCCGCCUUCGGGCGGCACCACUACGCCCUGGAGGUGCCCGAGAACCUGGGGCCGGUGGAGCUGUUCACCCUGAGGGCCAGGGACCAGGACACGGGCACCAGCGGGGAGGUGGAGUACCGCAUCACAGCCGGAGACCCUGCGGGUGAUUUCCGGCUGGAUAGGCGCUCGGGCGUGCUCUCCACGGCGAGGGCCCUGGACAGGGAGCUGACGGGCCGGUAUUCCCUGACGGUGGUGGCCCAGGACCGGGGCAAGCCCCCGCUCAGCAGCUCCGCCACCGUGGACGUGUCGGUGCUGGACGUCAACGACAACAGCCCCCGCUUCGCCAGCGCCAGCCACACGGCCGAGGUGCCGGAGGACGCCCCCCCGGGGGCCCUGGUGCUGCAGGCCACGGCGGCCGACGCCGACGCGGGCCCCAACGGCGCGGUGCUGUACUUCCUGAGCGGGGAGGCGGGCGGCGUGUUCGCCGUGGACCCGGACACGGGCCGGGUCAGCACCGCGGCGCCGCUGGACCGGGAGAAGCGCGCCUCCUACAGCUUCCGCGUGUGCGCCACGGACCUGUCCCCAGCCGGGCCCCGCAACUCCAGCGCCAUGGUGACCGUCCACGUGCUGGACGUCAACGACAACGCGCCCUUCUUCGUGCAGGACCCGCUGGUCAUCAACGUGUCCGGCCGCACGGUGGUCGGCCGGCAGGUGGUGGCCACCAUGAGGGCGGAGGACAGGGACUUCGGGGCCAACGGCUCGGUGUUCUACCGGUUCGCCGGGCCGGCGCCGGGCUUCUCCAUAAACGCCCUGACGGGGGACAUCCAGGUGAGCGAGCGGCACCAGGCCCUGUCCCAGAGCCAGCGCACCCUCAUCGUGGAGGCCAUGGACCAGGGCAGCCCCGCCCAGUCCUCCCUGGGGGUGGUGCUCGUCUACGUGCGGGAGCAGGAGUACAGGGGCAUCCGCUUCUCCCGAAACGCCCGGGACGUCAGCCUGCAGGAGAACGCCGCCAAAGGCACAGCGGUGGUGCAGACCCUGGCUCAGUACCCCGACGGCUCCCGCGGUGGGAUCAGCUACAGCAUCUUCAGCGGGAACAGGCUGCAGUCCUUCCGCAUCAGCAGCACCACAGGUGAGAUCUGGGUGCAGAGCUCCACUGGCCUGGACUUUGAGGAGAACCCCAGACUCCGCCUAGUGGUGAAAGCUGAUACAGCAUCCUCCAGCUCCUACAUGGCUGUCAACCUGAUCCUGCAGGAUGUCAACGACAACCUUCCCCGAUUCCAGCUGCAGAACUACGUCGCGUACAUCCGAGAGUCCCAGGGCUACGAUUUCCCCAUCAUUCAGGUUCUGGCGGAUGACCUCGACCAGGGUCAGAAUGGUCAGGUGACCUACUCCAUCAAGUCCUCUGGCAUGAGCAGCCUGUUCAAGAUCGACCCCCUGACUGGCAGCAUCAGCACGGCCGCCAUUAUGGACCGGGAGAUCUGGACCCAGACAAAGCUGGUUGUCACGGCAACGGACAGAGGCAGCCCCAGACUGGCGGGCUCUGCCACGCUGACGGUGAUCAUCGUGGACCUGAACGACAACAGUCCGACGAUCCCUCUGCCCCGCGAGAUCCGCGUGCCGGAGAACACGCUGAUUGGCACAGAGAUCACCCAGGUGACGGGGAACGACGUGGACUCGGGCCCCGCCCUGUCGUACACGCUGCGGCCGGACGCCCACGGCCUGGGGAAGUUCGGCAUUCACCGCUACGGAGGGGCCGUGUCCCUGACCGGCGCGCUGGACUUCGAGGAGAGGACCUGGUACACCCUGACCGUGCGCUCCUCCGACUCCCGGCACCAGAGCGAGGCCAACCUGACCGUGCUGGUGGAGGACGUGAACGACAACGCCCCGGUCUUCACCCAGGACCUGUACCAGGUAACGCUGCUGGAGCAUUCCUCGCCAGGCAGUCCGGUGGUCACGGUAACCGCCACGGACCGGGACUCGGGGGAGAACGGCAAGGUCACCUACAGAGUGAUGUCAUCAACAAAGGACGGCUUUUACAUUGACCCCAGCAAUGGCACCCUGUUCUUCAGCCAGAAGGUAGAGUUUGAUCCCAAGGGACCAUCCAUCACCGUGGUGAUCGAGGCCCGGGACGCCGGCACCCCAGCCCUGUCCUCCAUCACCACCGUCCAGGUUCUGGUGUCCGACAUCAACGACAACGCCCCGCUGUUCCCCCAGUCCGAAUACUGGGCCACGGUGGCGGAGGACAGCCUGCCGGGGGCGACCAUACUGACCCUGGAGGCUGUGGACGGGGACCUGUCCCGCGAGAACUGCGGCUUCGACUUCGCCAUCGCCAGCGGCAACGUGGGCGACGUCUUCCAGGUGGAGAGCAGUGUGCGCUUCCUGGAGGGCCGGGGCUUCCAGACGGUGGGCACGCUGAUCCUGGUGGACGGGCUGGACUUCGAGGCGACGCAGCGCUACAACCUGACCGUGGUGGUGUCGGACCGCGGGGUGCCUCAGCGCAGCUCCAGCGUGUCGGCCGUGAUCACGGUCACCGACGCCAACGACAACCCGCCCGCCUUCGUCCGGGCGGAGUACGCCAUGGCUCUGAGCGAGGGGGCGACCGCCGGCACCGAGGUCCUGCGUCUCACGGCGACUGACCCCGACUCCGCCCCCAACGCCGACAUCCGCUACGCCAUCAGCUCCGGGGACGACACGGGGCUCUUCAGCGUCGACCUGGACACCGGCUCCCUCCGGCUGCAGCGAACCCUCGACCGCGAGAGACAGCCUCACCACACCAUCAUUGUGCAGGCCUCAGAUGGUCAGGGGCACUACGCUCUGGCCCCCGUCACCGUGGAGGUCAAAGACGUCAACGACAACAGGCCUUACUUCCCCCUGAAGACUCUUACCGCCAGCAUUCGCGAGAACCGGCCGGCCAACGCCCCGGUCACCGUGCUGCACGCCAUAGACUAUGACAGGGGCGUGUACGGGCAGCUGCGCUACUACAUGGUGGACAAGGCUGGCGCAGGGAAGGAGUCCUUCCUCAUCAACCAGACCUCAGGGGAGGUGCGAGCGCGCCUGACGUUUGACUUUGAGAAGUCCAAUUCUUUCAGCUUUGUGGCUCUGGCCAUGGACAUGGGGAACUACUCUGCGACGGUGACCGUGCAGGUCUACGUGACCGGAGAGGACGAGUACGACCCGGUCUUUGCUUCCUCGGAUUUCUCCUUUGAGGUGCCGGAGGGGGCCAGGAAAGGGCAGAGCAUCGGGCAGGUGCAGGCCAAGGACGAGGACGGGGGCGUGGACGGGAUCGUGCUGUACUCGCUCGCCGAGAGCUCGCCCUACUUCGAGGUGAACAGGACCACGGGCGUCGUCUCCCUGAAGAUGGACAGUUCCGGAAGGCACGGCGGCUCGGGACGCUCGAAGCGGGAGGUGCGGCAGAUGGCGCUGGACGUGACGGCGUGCGGCCCCCUGGAGACCUCCCGCUCGGCCUCCACGCGCCUCACCAUCGACGUCACCCGCACCUCCUUCGGCCUGGCCACGGAUGUCAACGUCCUGCUGGUCAGCGCGGUCGCCGCCUCCCUCGGCGCCAUCGUCAUCCUGGCGGUCAUCGCGGUCGCCCUCUUCCUGGCCAGCUCCCGCCGCCGCAAGAAGGAGCGGGAGGCCCGCAACCGAGCGAACGCCCCCGGCACCGUCCUCCACAAGCUGGAGGAGGCCAAAGUCCCGGCAGGGAGCGACAGGAUCUACCACCAGACCUUGCCCGGGUAUGCCAGCGUCCAGACCGCGUCGAGCGUGGGGCCCUACACCCGCGGGGGAUCCCUGGACCCUUCCCACUCCAGCGGGCGGGGCUCGGCGGAGGCGGAGGCGGCGGAGGAUGACGAAAUCCGAAUGAUUAACGAGUACCCGCGCGUCUCGAGCAUCUCCUCCUCCAUGCAGGAGCACAUCUCCGCCCGAGGGCCCGACUCGGGCAUCCAGCAGGACGCCGACCAGCUCUCGGACAUCUCCUGCGAGCCCGGCAUGGAGGCGGGGCAGUGGUUCAAGGGGAAGAAGUUGGGAAGCCUGAGUGGGACCCUGCUGUCCGGCCAGCACCCCAUCUACCGGGACGAGGGCGGGGGGUACCUGGGGGUGGGACGGGGCCUGAACAUCUCCCACCCCAAGGACUACGCCUUCCCCGAGGACGGCAAGCCGGCGGUGGACGGCUCGCUGACCGCCAUCGUGGCCAGCGACGAGGAGCUCCGCGGCAGCUACAACUGGGACUACCUGCUCAACUGGUGCCCGCAGUUCCAGCCCCUGGCCAACGUCUUCACCGAGAUCGCCCGGCUCAAGGACGAGAACGCCCCGCCCAGCAACCCCCGGAGACCCUUCCAGCCAAAGGCCAAGGCUGACCCCAAGCCUCGCAUAGACCCGCCGCCGCUCAUCACCUCCGUGGCCCACCCGGGGGCCAAGUCGGUGCCCCCAAAACCCGCUGUCGGGAGGACGUUCCCCCACCUGGCGUCCUUGCGCCGGUCGCCCAUCAGCCACGAGGGCUCCAUCUCCUCGGCGGCCAUGUCGCCGAGCUUCUCCCCGUCGCUGUCCCCGCUGGCCACCCGCUCCCCCGCCGUUUCCCCCUUCGGGGUCACCCAGGGGCCCUCGGCCUCCGUGAUCAGCACCACCGAGCACUCCCUCGAGCACAGCGAGGAGGCGGAGCUCAGGAUUUAA
This is a messenger RNA of Conger conger (European conger), 9876 nucleotides long. RefSeq names its product dachsous cadherin-related 1a (gene dchs1a). NCBI's taxonomy places the organism in Eukaryota, Metazoa, Chordata, Actinopteri, Anguilliformes, Congridae. Gene Ontology annotation, molecular function: calcium ion binding. Gene Ontology annotation, cellular component: plasma membrane. Gene Ontology annotation, biological process: homophilic cell-cell adhesion. The transcript is spliced from 20 exons. Bases 1 to 9876 code for a protein of 3291 amino acids. The record is from RefSeq and is a predicted model, not a curated record.